Molecule: messenger RNA, 894 nt
Organism: Aspergillus fijiensis CBS 313.89
Lineage: Eukaryota; Fungi; Ascomycota; Eurotiomycetes; Eurotiales; Aspergillaceae
Exons: 2
Coding region: 217-894 (225 amino acids)
Source: RefSeq, a predicted model, not a curated record
GGGAUCAUGAACCAAGAGUCAGCCCUAAGUUGACCUACGAUUUCUACGCUACAGUGUCUCGGCGCCAGGGAUGUGCCCCUAUUCUAUAUUAUCUCUUCUGCGUUAACGCGUCUUUUGUAGAAAGUCAUGCUCAUUGCGUUGCUCGGCUAUCCUCCUUCUCACAGUUAGAAAGCCCCUGUGUGGGAUUUAAAUCUUGUCAUACAUUUCCCUCCAGCGAUGAGACUCGGAUUACUCGGAGUUCUCGUCGCCAUCGCCCACGCGGUCGAAGUAGGCCUGAUCUUCCCUCGGAACGAAACGUAUUCGCCGGCUGACUGGCUCCCCAUUGUCUUUGCAGUCCAGAGCCCGCAGGACGCCGAACUUCUCAACCUACGCAUCUCCUACAGCCUCCGCCACGGCAAUGACGCCAAUAACUCCAUCACUCCUUUAACCCACGAUCUGCGCUGGGCCAAUCUCUCCAGCAGUGCAGACCCGAACGUUGCAUGUCACUAUCUCCCGACGCUCAACAACACGGGCUACUGGUCGGUGGACUGGUGGCUCCGCUGGGAAAGCUGCGAUGAGGAGGCGACAGCCAAGGACGAGGGCCACGAGGGCGUCCUCCAGCACUACUACUCUUGGGCGCAAUCCUUCAUUACCUCGGCACGAUCAAUCUCCGCUGGCCGCGACUCUUGCGUCGUGACGGCCAACUCGACGGCCACACCGGACCCCUGUCGCAUCGCCAUCGACAAGGACACCGCGGCGGGUAUGGCAGCCGUCCAGCACCAGCGGCUCUGCGACGGUCUGAAUGCGCCCGAUGAUUGUUCCAAGGGGGCGAAUGGCGCGCCGCAGCGGUCGGCGGUAAUUGGUGGAUCGUGCUUACUGGCUGCUUUGGGAGUAAUAGGGUUCGCGCUCUUGUAG